Molecule: messenger RNA, 2582 nt
Organism: Cinclus cinclus
Lineage: Eukaryota; Metazoa; Chordata; Aves; Passeriformes; Cinclidae
Gene: GINM1
Product: glycosylated integral membrane protein 1
Exons: 8
Coding region: 737-1585 (282 amino acids)
Source: RefSeq, a predicted model, not a curated record
CGCUGCAUUGGGUCCGCACUUGUGCCUAGCCUGCUCGUGAAUCGACCCGAGGAAAGGGUUUUGGUGUUUAUCUGUAAAUACACAGGGCAUUGUCUUGCCUGCUUUUCCAUUCCAGUAUCUGUGCUGUAUCUUGGUGACAUCAGUUUUAAAUUUGGUGGCUUUUUAAAAGAGUGGAAGGUACUACUUGGGGUACUACUUAGGAGAACUUUCCAAUGGGAAUAAAAAGAUUUGCCACAGAAUCAGGUGAGCUCUGACCUCUAGAAUUACAGAAGAACUCGGUACUUCUGCCUGAGCUUGAAUCAUGAUCAGGUAUAUCCUCUGAAAUGGUUAUAAUAGUGAAUCCAGAGUGUAAGAUCACAGAGGAAGAGUUGCGAGGGGUUUGUAGUCAACUUGUCUAGCCAAUGUGAAAUUACUGUUAUGCUGACUAAAUUUAUUAUGUCUUUUUUUUCCCUCCAAAGUUAUUUGUUAGUGCAGUUUAAGUAAAACAUGUUCAAGAAAGCCUGACGGAGGCCCUGCCCUGGCACAUGCUGUGUUGCGAAGCAGGAUUCAUUCCUGGCUUUACUUCCUGGUUUCUGCUUCUCUUCCUGAACUUUUGAAGAGAGACCUCCUUAGCUCUGAUUUCAAAACGGGGAUCUAGAUCUUCAGACACCUGUAAAAGUGCCUGAAUGCCUGAAGCGAGAUGUGCUAAAGAGAGCAGAGGGAGCUCAGUCCUCAGGAAGCGAUCAGGGUUGGUGUUAUGAUGCUGAACACCAGUGGAGAAUUUCACAAAGGACAGGUUCUUUUUAAUAUCACCUAUGUUAAUGGACAGGUCUAUCUAAAUGACUUUCCUAUGAAAAGCGGGGUUGCCCACAUAACAUGUCAAACAAUAAUAUUGGAGAAGAGAAGCUUGGAUAACUUACCGGAUCAGCAGCGUCUGGGAACCGUCCGUGUUCGCAUCAUGGUUCAUGAGUGGCCUUUGGCAUCCACCUCUGAUUUGCAGCUGAUUGUCAUUCAGGAAGAAGUGACAGAAAUUGAUGGAAAACAGGUUCAGCAGGAAGAAGUAACAGAAAUAGAUAUUUUAGUAAAGGACCUGAGAAUACUUAGACAUUCCAACUACACCGUUCCUUUGAAAGAGAGCAUGCUGUAUUCCAUGCCAAGGGACAAUGACGUGUUAUUUACACUGCCCAACCUCUCAGGAAAAGAUAUUCAAGAUCCACUGCAAACUACCAGUCAGUACCUCAUUCAGCAAGUAGAAACUACAGUGGAUGAAGAGACAUUACCUGGCAAGUUACCAGAGACCCCUCUUAGGACAGAACCUCCAUCUUCUUACAAGGUGAUGUGCCAGUGGGUGGAAGACUUGAGAAAAGGGUUGUGCAGAUUCUGGUUUCAAUCUUUACCUAUCUUGUUUAGUUUCAUGGAAGUUGUUGUUGUUGGAGUUGUUGGAGCAACUCUUAUUAUCAAAGUCUUAAAGGUGAUUCUCCCUUCCUGUGAAAAUAAAGGCAUCCUUCUCCUGGAUCAAGUCAGCUUUGUACCUGUGACUACCAUCAGCCUGCCUUCAGACCUUUCAGACAAGAAAAAUAAUUUAGAUGAGAAAGCAUGCACUUAAUACUGUAUUUACUUUGGAGUUACUGGUUUUUAAAAACACACUUUUAGUUGAUCUGAUAUUUGGCACCUGAUCUUAAUACCUUAGUUUUCUUAGUAGGAAAAAACUAAGUCAGUUGAUUAAUUGAUAAAGGGCCACUCAGGCCAAGGCCCAAAGCUGACUUCCUUGUGCCUCUCCAUAAACAAGCAGCCUUUUCAGAAGCUUCAAAAUAAAACAGCUUUCCACCCUGAGGGCUACCAUUGGUUUUAACUUCUGUGAAGUCACUUUUCCACACCUUGGACAGGAUUCUGGCUGCUUUCAUGGCCAUAAACCAAGUUAGCUGUCCUGACUAAUAAGAUGAUGAAAUUCAGGGUGUCCUUAAAUCUGCAGAUGGCAUUCUUCAGAAAAAGAUGAGGGAAUACUGCAAACAUCAGCUGUGCCUACAAACCUAAACAAAGCUGCCCCUGCUGGUUCCAGGUCUCAUAGGGUCGAGUGUUUCUUGCAAGGAAGAUACCACUACCUAACACUUGUGUUACUCAAAACAUCUGACAUUUUAUAUAUGCAAAACAAAAAUUUGAACAGCAGAUUUAUAUUUUAAGCACUUUACAUAUUUAUGGUCCCUUCCACUCAUAAAAAUUGUUAGCAGUUGUAACCAGCUUGCUUUUUUUAUCUGUGGCAGCAGUACUCUAUGAAGUCCCAAAACAGAAAUGAAAAUUCCAUUAAGUUCUACAGAAAUACUGGCUGAGAAAUAUUGCUGAGUAGGCCCAGUCUACUCCUGCCAGUUUGUACUGUUAACAUUUUUCAAAUAAACAUUUAAAUUGUUUAUUAGAGUGUGUUCAUGUGUGAAUUUAUAGUUAGAUAAAACAGCAGUUUGCCAAACAUUUCAGUCUUGGGACACUAUCUCUCAGUUUUUCAUUGUUCUUGCUUACAAAAAUUGUUUGUCAAAAGAAUGAAUAGGAAAAUAAAACCCUCAGAACCGUAACUACCUGGCACUAGACUGAGCAGUUAUCAUCUGAGUGAU